GUGAAUAAAUUCAAUUUUAUUGAAACUUUGCAUUGAUAAUUGUAUAUGUUCAAACAUGAAGAACGCAAAACUUGUAACAAAAAAAAGGACAUGCAAAGAAUGUGUGUGUCCUAAAGUGAAAAAAGUGAAAAAGCCGGAUCCAAACUUAAGCUUCUUCCACAAAAGAACUAAAUCACCACCAAAAAGACAUAUAAUUGAUUGUCCAUUUUAUACCUUUGAUUAUGAAUAUGAUGACCUACCAUUAGAUCCAGUGAAGACAUUUCUGCGGGAAAAAAUUUCCCAUAUGCGAACUGAUAAAAUUGUUGGAAACUGCAAUCAAGAGUUGGAAUUUAUUGAAUUUGAUGAUAUGAUUUGCAGUUACAUAUCAGAUUGUGAAAUACCCAAAGAUGUUAAAAUACUUUCAGCAAAAGAUAUUUUAAUGCCCGAAGCAUUCGAAAUGCUUAUGGAUAAAAAGGAUCAUAAAUACUCAUUUGACAGUAGAGAUUGUAAUCAAUUUCCGUGGCUUGAUAUGCCGCCCGAAAAACCAAGUGAAGAGCUAGUUUUCGAAGUUACCAGUGAAUUGUUGAAUAUAUAUAAAGAGCGACGUGUACGUAUAUUUCAUAGAAGCGCAAAUACACGUUCACAACUUUAUACAAAUCUUUUGAAAAGGGAUUAUGCGCCUCCCUCAGAUCUUAUAGGAGCUUUUAAAAGUCCUUGUGCGAGAGAUAUAAAUAUUCACAGUAUUACAAAGCAAAAAAAAUCCAUAACUGGGUUAACGUUUACUCCAGAAGAUCAUUACACCCUACGUUCUGCUGAAGAAUGCCGAAAUGAAUUAGUACGCAUUGGAAAAGUAAUCGAUGAAUUAAUCGAACCAUAUUUGAAAAGUGCAGAAGAACGUAGAAGAAAGCCAUUAGAAGUACCGGACGAUGAAAGCAUUCCAACUAGCCAAUUCUCAAUAUUCUCAUAUGAUAAGGAACCAAAACCAUUAAAAUGUGUGGAUUCAUUCAAUCAAAAACCUGGUCCUACUUGUUUACAAAAAAUAACAGCUAAACGUUAUGCAAAAAGUAAACGAGAAUCAAUAAAGCGCAAAUGCCACAAGCCACAAAGCCAAGAAACUUCUAUAAUAGAUUCCUUUGAAACUGAAACACUAUUUGAAGAAGAAGUUCUUUUUGAAGAAGAAAUGCCAUACGAAGAUGUAGAUUUCUUUCCAAGUGAUAGUCUAACAACAUCUUUAGAGGAAUCCAUUAAAAGUGAAUCAACACGUGCAAUAUGUUCUACUAAAGCUAAGAAAUAUACAAAAAGUUUUUUAAGAGCUGAAAAGAAAGCUGUUGCGAUAACGAAAAAAAUUUGUGAAAGAUUAAAAGGUGGAACAAGCAGUACGGUAGUUCGCAGACCGGCAAAAUUUAAGACAGUUGGAGAAUAUAUGCAGCAUCUUAAAGAAACGGACUACGAAACAUUUAAAUAUAAUGUAGGACUAUUACCAAUGGAGCCAUUAGAUCAAAAAGAAAUAAUAUAUCGAAAAUACGUGAAGGAAGUUUGUGAAGCCGAAGCUAAAUUCACACCAUUAAUUCGUAGAAGAUAUUCUAGUUUACUAAAAUAUUUGUGUGUGCGAAAACUUGAUAUUUAUCCAUCGAAGUUAAUUAAAAAAGUUAUACCAAAAAUCAAUAAAAAAAAUUCAGUAUUAAUGAACGCUUACAAAUUUAUCCUGAAGGAGGAGAAAUAUUGGCCAAAUAUAUUUCCUGAAGUAAUAUUACUGGAUUAUCUCUUCAGCGGAGAUCGUCAAGUACCGAGUGAAAUGGCUGUAUUAACGAUAUCAUGUUUACUUGAUUUACAAGAAGAUUUUCGAAUGGCUGUGAAAAGAGCAUUUCUGCGUUAUUUAUUAAAAUCACCGUUGGAGCGUAGGCGCUUACAGUUAGAGCCUGAACCACCAGAUUUUCCAACGAUGACGAUUCGUGCCCCUGUACCAUGGAAAAGCUCUAUUUAUAUAGCCCGUAGCCGAUUAAAUCAACAUCUAAUGAUAACUCACCCAGUAUUAAUUGCACUUAAUAUCAUAUGGCAUGAAAUUUAUAACGAUAUGUUUGUUCUGAAUCUAAGUCACUUAUUUUGCCAAGAAACGUCUUUUCCAACUGACGAAAUACAACGGUAUAUAGGUGCUCGUUGUGCCGAUAUAAGAGAAGUGCUAGUAAACGAUUGGUUACCACGUUGUGCUGAUAUGAUAGAUGUUAUGCGAAAGUUUUGGAAGGAUAUGGUUCCUUUAAAUGUUAAAUUUGAAGGUCGUAUAGGUAUAUUUUUCAAUUGUAUUCAUGCGUAUAUGUCGCGCCAAUUAGAAGGAUUGAUCACACGUAAUGUUACACAUUUAUACAAGAUAUUGCUGUAUUACACGGAUGGUAAUGAUAUCGAAAAAUAUAAUAUGUAUGAUCGCAAACUACGCCGUAAACCACUCAUGACUUUAAUUGCGUCAGUUGUUGGUGCUCACUUUAUAAAACCCGAGAAGUCAGAGGAUCACAGCGGCACAUCUAUAUACCAAUAUGAUCCUGAUGAUGAUGCAAACCUGUUCUAUGUGCGGCCAAGCCUUGGUGCUCUGGAACCGGUGACCGAAUUGGAUAAGUUAUCAGAGUUUCUGUUAGAAAAUACGGGUAGAUUGUACAUAUAUCCUUGCAUGGAUGCACUUCCAGACUUAUUUGUUGAACUAUUUAAAACAAUUUUGAAAGUUGGAUAUGAUAUACCACGUUUGGAAUAUGUAAUGUCGGAAAAACCUGAAACAUAUGGCACGUUGAACUGUGUACCUGAUAAUCAUGUUGAUAUGGAGAUUCUUUACAAUAAUGUUAGAACGAUAGUUCGAAAUAAUAUGCGCGGUCCAAAAGUUUAUCUUAUGCCAAUUUACAAGUAUUACUAUCCACUGUUUAAUAAUAUGCUCUAUGAGAUGACUGAGAAACUUUUUACACAAACCUUUGUACCAGAUCUAAAGAAUAUUACAGAUUUUAUGGCAAAACUUUAUCAAAUUGAGGUCACAGUUUACUAUUUGAGAGACUUUAUACCAUUAAAUCUAUUUAUGCUUGACAAUCGUCAUGUAAAAGAAUCUAUUAGAAUGAUGGUUAAGAAAAUAUAUAGUUUCGUAAUAAACUAUUACAAAGCAAUCAACUUAAACCAAAAUCGAGCCAUAUGUGAUGCUCUUGAAGAAAUGUCUAUGAAAGCAGGUGAACGUCCAGAAGAAACUGCGGAAGUUGUAGCGCUACAAAACUAUUUAGCUGAAUGUCGUGAGGAACGUAUAUUCGCUAUUAAAGAUGACCUUAAAACCGUCGUGCAACGCGUAAUUUUUCUUUUGACACAUUCGACUUUAAACAAGGACGAGAUUCAUUUGAAUUCACGCACAUUUGUUUUGCCCGGCGAGCUAGAGGAAGUUUUGGAUUUGAGUGCAGCGCGUUUGCUUGUGGUGCGUGAUAAACUCGAAAUGGCAUUACGCGAAAAGCGUAAGCUGUUUGAAAAACUGCUUGCAUAUGAAAAACGACGCAUGGAUGGUUUCCGUUUGAAGGAAAUACGAGAAUCUUUCACACUAGACGAAUUGAAGGAACGCGUUGAUACUGCGGAUGAGUUGUUCGAAUUGAUUGAGAAAUUCAGUCGUGAAGCAAAAGCUAUUAAUACUGAAGAAAUGCUUCUACAAAUUGAUGUAUCCCCAUUCCCGCUGUUAACUGAAAUAAUUGAGAAAAUGGAACCUAUAGAAAAAUUAUGGAAAACAGCCUAUGAAUUUGAAAAAGAUUAUGUAUUAUGGAUGAACGGUCCAUUUGUAUGUUUGGAUGCUGAUGUUAUACAAGAUGAAGUUGAGAAUAUGUACAAGAUAAUAUACAAAUUAACGCGUCAAUUUGCCCAAAAUCCUACAGCAAAACGAGUUGCGGAGACUAUGCGCUUAAAAAUCGAAAGAUUCCGUGUUUACCUGCCAGUACUUGAUGCAAUUUGUCGUAGUGGCUUAUUGCCACGACAUUGGGAACAAAUUUCCAAUUUUUUGGGAAGAGAAGUAAAUCCCACGCUUUAUCCUACACUUGCAGAUAUGAUAAGUGUCAAUAUAAUGAGUAUAUUGCCACAACUAGAAGAAGUCUCCAAUGCAGCUGGCAAAGAAUUUGAACUUAACAGCACAUUAGAUAAUAUGCAAAAAGACUGGACAGAUGUUAUGUUUGAAGUUGUGCAAUAUCGUGACUCUGAUACAAAUAUACUAUCUGCUCUAGAUGACAUACAGACUCAAUUGGAUGAUCAUAUAAUGCGCACACAAGCAAUGAAACGUUCACCAUUCAUUGUUGCAUUGGGAAGCAAAGCUGAUGAUUGGGAAGAACGUUUACUAUUAAUACAGAAUAUUCUUGAUCAAUGGACACAAGUCCAAGUGACUUGGAUGUACUUGGAACCAAUUUUCAGUUCAGAAGAUAUUAUGAGGCAAAUGCCAACAGAGGGUCGCAACUUUAAAGCUGUUGAUAAAUUAUGGCGAAAAAUUAUGAAAUAUACAUGUCAAGAUUUGCAUGUUAUGGCAGCUACAGAAUAUCCUAAUAUGCUAGAGUUGUUGACAAAAGCGGUAGCUGAUUUAGAAACUGUAACAAAAGGUUUGAAUACUUAUUUGGAGCAAAAGCGUUUAUUCUUUGCAAGAUUCUUUUUCUUGUCUAAUGAUGAAUUACUGGAAAUUUUAUCGGAGACAAAAGAUCCACAACGUGUACAACCACAUUUGAAGAAAUGUUUCGAAGGAAUUGCUACUCUUACAUUCGAUGAGAAUGGUAUAAUCACUGAACUGGUUUCCGAAGAAAUGGAACGUGUUUCACUAGUGCGUAAAAUUAAUCCAGCUCUUGCUAAUGGUUUAGUGGAAAUGUGGUUAAAAGAAGUCGAAGGUGCUAUGUUGGACAGUGUUCUUAAUCAAUUAAAGAAAGCUUGGGAAGAUUAUUAUCAAGGUGAUCGUGUUGGAUGGGUGACAUCAUGGCCUGGACAAGUUGUACAAGGCAUAUCAUGUAUGGCUUGGACUUACGAGGUAGAGGAAGCCAUAGAAAAGAAGUCACUACCAGCAUAUGUUGUAAAAAGUACUGCACAAAUUGGUGAUCUCGUACGAUUAGUGCGUUUAGAUUUAAAGAGUGGACUUCGUAUAACUGUUGAGGCUCUUAUUGUUCUAGAUGUACAUGCUCGAGAUGUUGUAAAGGCCAUCAGUGACUUAAAUGUAUUAUCAAUACAUGAAUUUGAUUGGAUAUCUCAGCUCCGAUAUUAUUGGCAUGAAAAUGAGAAAAAAGAAGAAUACGUCUGUGUCAGUAUGGUUGUAACAGAUGUUAAAUAUGGUUUGGAAUACCUUGGCAAUUUACCGCGUUUGGUUGUUACUCCAUUGACCGAUCGUUGUUAUAGAACUUUGAUGGGUGCGCUAAAACUAUGUUUAGGAGGUGCACCAGAGGGUCCAGCUGGCACUGGUAAAACCGAAACAUGCAAAGAUUUAGCCAAAGCCGUCGCUAAGAAAUGCGUAGUUUUCAACUGUUCCGAUGGCUUAGACUACAAGGCUUUAGGAAAGUUCUUUAAGGGAUUGGCACAAUCUGGCGCUUGGGCAUGCUUCGAUGAAUUCAAUCGAAUCGAAUUGGAAGUAUUGUCUGUAGUAGCGCAGCAAAUUUUAACCAUACAACGGGCGAUCGGAAGAAAAGUUGUGAAAUUCUUCUUUGAAGAUACAAUGUUGCGUUUGGAUCCAACUUGUUCCAUAUUCAUAACCAUGAAUCCAGGUUAUGCUGGACGCACAGAACUUCCUGAUAACUUAAAGGUACUCUUCCGCACAGUGGCCAUGAUGGUGCCUGACUAUGCUAUGAUUGGGGAAAUCACUUUAUAUUCGAACGGUUUCGAUGAUGCACGAAUGCUGGCACAAAAAAUUGUCCACACAUAUAAAUUGUGUUCUGAGCAACUUUCAUCACAAUCUCACUAUGAUUAUGGUAUGAGAGCUGUGAAAUCCGUGCUGUUAGCAUCUGCUUCUUUGCGCCGCUUAUAUCCCGAUUUACCCGAAGCUCAGAUUGUGUUACGUGCUAUUGUAGAUGUUAAUUUACCAAAAUUCUUGGAGCAGGAUGUUUCCUUGUUUAUUGGUAUUUAUAUGGAUCUUUUUCCAGGCAUUGAGCUACCAAUGCCCCAACGUGAAGAUAUACUUAAAUGGUUAAAUAAAAAUCUUGCUGCUCAAAAUCUUCAGGCCACGCCCUGGUAUGUGGAAAAGAUUUUACAGAUUUACGAAAUGUUACUGGUUCGACAUGGUUUAAUGAUGGUUGGCGCAGCUAUGGGCGGUAAAACCACAGCUUAUCAGAUAUUAGGAACUACUUUGCGUCAUGUCAGUUUGGAUGAGAAUGCAACACUUAAGGAAUUUCCUGUUAAUUUCCGUAUAAUUAAUCCAAAAGCAAUUACAAUGGGUCAACUAUAUGGGCGUUUCGAUCCAAUAUCACAUGAAUGGUCGGAUGGUGUACUUGCCAAAACAUUUCGUGAGCAAGCAAUUGGUUCACGUCAGGAACGUCAUUGGGUUGUAUUCGAUGGUCCAGUUGAUGCUGUUUGGAUAGAAAAUCUAAACACUGUAUUGGACGACAACAAAAAAUUAUGUCUGAUGUCCGGUGAAAUUAUGCAAAUGACUAAAACAAUGAACAUGAUGUUUGAGCCUGCCGAUUUAGAGCAGGCAUCACCUGCAACAGUUUCACGUGUUGGCAUGAUUUAUAUGGAACCAUCACAAUUAGGUUGGCAAGCUUUCCACAAAAGCUUCACCAAUGUGCUUGUAAGAAAUAUUGGCUUGAAUGAAAUAUAUAUGCAAUUAUUCGAGGAUUUAGUCGAUUGGUUAAUUCCUGCCACAUUGUUUAUAUUACCAGACUGUAAACAGAUGUUGGAAACUUCACCUAUAUAUCAAUAUCGGAUGUUUUCAAUUUUUUUCCUAUAUUUUUUGGAGAAAAAUAAGCAAUAUACACAAACGUGGUUUCAACAAACGUUUCUGUUUUGUGUAUCCUGGGGCUAUUGUUCAUUAUUAACUGUUGAUGGACAAAAGCACUUCGACUUACUUAUUCGAAAAGUACUGUACGGUUCAAAUGAUGACUUUCCCCGUCCAAAGUACUUUACACUUAACCGUGGCCAAAUAUUUCCGGAAAAACUUUCAUUUUUGGAUUAUCGAUUUGAUGAAGUAGAAACAUGGUGGACUUGGCAAAAAUCUGAUGAUUCCGGACAAGCAAUAACAUUUCCAGAAGGAAAACAAAUAAGUGAACUCAUUGUACCAACAAAAGAAUCUGGUUUUAUCACAUAUUGGCAAGAUAUUUGUAUGACAAAAUCAAUACCAAUGAUGGUUAUUGGUCCAACUGGCACUGGAAAAAGCGCCAUCAUUACCAGCAAUUUGGUAGCAUUACCUAAAAAUAUGAACCUUGUCAAUAUAGUUAACUUCUCUGCCAGAACCAGUGCCCAACUAGUACAAGAAACAAUAAUGUCAAAAUUGGAUCGACGUCGAAAGGGUGUAUAUGGACCUUCAUUGGGCAAAAAGUGCAUUGUUUUUUGUGAUGAUGUUGCUAUGCCAUCCAGAGACACCUACGGAUCCCAACCACCCAUUGAACUCUUACGGCAAUGGUUAGAUCAUGGAUAUUGGUCAGAUUUAGUAGAUACGACGAAAAUUGAAUUAGUGGAUAUGACCUUUUUAGGAGCGAUGGGUAUGGUCGGUGGUAGCAACUUUAUAUUUCCACGUUUUUAUCGUCAUACAUUCGCAAUUGCGGUAGACACAUUCGAAGAUGCAACAAUAAUAAGAAUAUUUACAACAAUAGGCAAUUGGCAUUUCGCCAAAGAUUAUCCAGAUAAAGUAGCAAUACUUGCCAGAGGAUUGGCAGAAGCGAUGACCAACGUUUAUCGAGAGGCUAUUAGAGUUUUCCUGCCAACUCCAGCAAAAUCUCAUUAUACAUUUUCACUACGUGACAUCACUCGUGUCUUCCAGGGUAUUGUCAAAGUGCCAGCGAAACGUUUGCCUGAUGUUGAGAAGUUAGGACGAUUGUGGGUUCAUGAAACUUAUCGUGUAUUUUAUGACCGUUUGAUUGAGCAACGAGAUCGUGACCGCCUUUUGGAUAUAGUAUUAGGUGCCUGUAAGAAUUAUUUGCGUUUCAAUUUGGAAUCCGCUUUUGCUGAACGUAUGGAGGAUAUGUCAGCAAAAUUGACGGAUAACGAUUUAAGAAAUUUAUUCUAUGGUAAUUACAUCGAACCAGAUGCAAAUCCUCGCAUAUAUGAUGAAGUUGAAAACUACAAUAAAUUGGAGAAGCUAAUGACGUACUAUUUGCAUGAGUAUAAUGACUUUUCAAGCACACCAAUGGAUUUAGUACUAUUCCGUUUUGCUAUUGAACACAUAUCAAGAGUGUCUCGUGUUUUGCAAAUGCCGCGUGGUAAUAUUUUGAUGGUUGGUAUGGGUGGUUCUGGUAGGCGCAGUUCCUGUAGACUUGCUUCAAGCAUUGCUGAGUGCAAAUUAAUGACUGUACAAGUCACGAAAACUUAUACGCAACAAGACUGGAGAGAUGACUUAAAGAAAAUUUUAAUGACUUCUAGUUUCAAUCGAAAUCAUACCGUUUUUCUAUUUUCGGAUGCACAG
Messenger RNA from Teleopsis dalmanni, 8554 nucleotides. It is a transcript of the gene Dnah3, whose product is annotated as dynein heavy chain 3, axonemal. Gene Ontology annotation, biological process: microtubule-based movement. NCBI's taxonomy places the organism in Eukaryota, Metazoa, Arthropoda, Insecta, Diptera, Diopsidae. Gene Ontology annotation, cellular component: dynein complex. The record is from RefSeq and is a predicted model, not a curated record. Gene Ontology annotation, molecular function: dynein light intermediate chain binding; ATP binding; dynein intermediate chain binding.